AUGAGUUUUCUAUGGGAUUGGUUCACAAGUAUUCUCUCUUCACUGGGUUUGCAUAAAAAGAGUGGUAAACUUGUCUUUCUUGGUCUUGAUAAUGCUGGCAAAACUACUCUGUUGCAUAUGCUCAAAGAUGAUCGACUUGCACAGCACGUACCUACUCUACAUCCAACCUCAGAAGAAUUAGUGAUGGGAAAUAUGAAAUUUACAACAUUUGAUUUAGGUGGUCAUGCUCAAGCGCGUCGUGUUUGGAAAGAUUAUUUUCCUGCUGUUGACUCAAUCGUGUUUCUUGUUGAUGCUGUUGAUCGAACGCGUUUUGCUGAGGCGAAAGCUGAACUUGAUAGUUUAUUAACAGACGAACAAGUCGCUAAUGCACCUGUUGUUGUCCUUGGAAACAAAAUAGAUUUACCGGGAGCUGUUAGCGAACAAGAACUUCGCUAUGUACUUGGAAUUUCUACAGCAACGACUGGCAAAGGAAAUGUAGCACGUGCGGACAUCGCCGGCCGUCCGAUGGAAUUAUUUAUGUGUAGUGUACUGAGACGUGAGGGUUACGGUGAAGCAUUUCGAUGGUUAUCACAAUAUUUGUAG
Messenger RNA from Adineta ricciae, 582 nucleotides. NCBI's taxonomy places the organism in Eukaryota, Metazoa, Rotifera, Eurotatoria, Adinetida, Adinetidae. The record is from the annotation of a GenBank genome assembly.